AUGUUGCCUAAUGAUUUCCACAAAAGACUAAUUGAAGAAAGUCAAAAGCAAGCAACUAUAAGCGAAGAAAUGCGAUAUGGAGUUCAUUUCGAAUAUAACGAUCUUGUCAGAAGAUUGACAAAAUUAAAAACAGAAAAGGAAAAAACAAUACCUAUUUCCAUCUCCCAGAACAAGAUAAUCAAACAGCCAAAAAUCAAUCUACUACGAACCUCCCAUUUCGUUCACAAUUUUGGAAUACUUAAUAAAGAUUCUUCUUCUCCAUUAACACCCCUCCUUUAAAUUGGAGCAAAGAUCAUUAAAAUAAGAUUUGAUUUUGUUAGGUAAAAAUAAUAAUUGCUUUAAAUAGCUUUGCUAUUCAAUUUAAUGAUGCAAUAAUCGAAAAUUAAAAACAACUUGCUCUAUUAAAGUUUUCUGUGUGUUAUACUUAUUUCCACAUUUGGAGAAAAUUAUUGCAUGCCAGACAAGAUAAGGAAUUAUUACAAGACAUUAUAGCACUUUUGAUCGAUAAUAAAUUAUCGCAACAAAAAUAAAACUGUUUUAAUUUGGAGCUGAUAUUUGUAGCAAUUUAAACAGCGGGAGUAAGAGAUUUAAGCACUUCACGACUACACUUAAAAGCUGCUCAAUCUAAAUCUCCUAUUCGAGCGAAAUUGGGCUCAACAAUUAAGCCAUUGAGUAAGAUACUUAAUGAAAAGCAUAUUGAUCUUUCUCCGAUGAGAUUUAAUUCUAGUAUUAGAUUGAGGACGAAAAAAUCAAAAAUAUUGUAA
Molecule: messenger RNA, 764 nt
Organism: Blepharisma stoltei
Lineage: Eukaryota; Ciliophora; Heterotrichea; Heterotrichida; Blepharismidae
Source: the annotation of a GenBank genome assembly